AAAAUAACUGAUGGAUUGGAGAAACAAAUUGGAUUUAAUAUAGAAUAAGAUUAGAGGAUAAUUACAUGCUCGCAAAAUAGAUGACUUGGAAGGAGUGUAUUAACUAAUGGCAGAAUUUGAUAGAGAUAACUCUGGUAUUUUAUGUUGUAAAUAAAGGGUAUUUGGAUAAGGAUGAGUUUCAAAAGUUCUUAUCUAAGAUAGGUGUAUUUCUAACAACUUAAGAAUUGAGAGCAGUGUAUGAUAAAUAUGACUAAAAUAAAGAUGGAAAUAUUGCAUAUGCAGAGUUUGUGAAUUUAAUUAGAGAAAAUAUGAGCGAGAAGAGAAUAAACGUUGUUAGAAGCACUUUUUCAUUUUUGGAUUAAUCCAGAUAGGGAAGAUUAUAAUUAGAAAGUCUUUAUAGACUUUAUCAGGCUAAAAAUCAUCCUAGAGUAAGAACAAGAUAGAAGACAUCUGAAUAAAUCACAAAGGAAUUUGUGAAUGCAAUUUCAAAACGUAGUAAAGAUGGUCAAAGUAUAAAUGAAGAGGAAUUCUUAAAUUAUUAUGCUGAUUGUAAUGCUACUCUUCCAAGUGAGAAGGAAGAGUACUUCACAGAUGUAUCUAUAAAUGAAUAAUAUUUGAUAGUUAUUAACAUCCACUUGGGGAGUGACAUCUGGUGCUGAUUAUGUAUCUCCAGAGAGAUUAGCUCAAUUGGAAAUUAUUUUAUUUGAAAAAAUCAGACAAAAGACAGUCACCAAAGAUGAUGAAGGAAAGACAGCCAAAAAAGCCUUUAUGUACUUUGAUUUGGAAAACAAAGGGACAAUAGAUAUAUAUUAGUUUGCAUAAGCAUUAUAAAAGUUUGGUUGUGUUUUCAGCGAAAAAGAGAUUUAAGCAUUAUUUAAUAAAUACGACGCUGAUAAGAGUGGAAGAUUAUGCUAUGAUGAAAUCUGUGGAUUGAUAGCAUUAAUGGGAUCAGGAAAUAAUGCAAAUGUCAAUCCUGUAUUUUAGAUUGCCAGGGCUCCUCCUUAAGAUACUUUGAAUAGAAUUAGAAAUGAUCUAAUAAAAAAAGGAUAGCAUUCUGUCAUAAGAAUGGCAACUAUUUUUACGAAUUCUGAUAAAAAUAAGAAUGGAACAUUGAAUAGAUAAGAAUUUCAAUGGGCUAUGAAAGAAUCUGGACUGUUAUUAACCAAAACAGAGUAUGAUAAUUUGUUUAGAUAUUUUGAUAAAAAUUGUGAUGAUGAGGUUUCCUUUGUUGAAUUCAUUGCUUUUGUAAGAAGUAAUUAUAUAUAUAUUAUCCUUAAAAGAACCACUUUCUUAAUAUAGAUUGGAUUUGGCAAAUUAACUUUGGAAUAGAAUUUCAAACGGCGAAUCUUAAAUCAGCUCUUAAUUACUUAAAUGUAAGUAUCUAUUUAAAUCAAGAAUAUUAUGAUUCAUCAAAGAGUCAUGAUGUAAACACAAAUAUUAAGACAGUAGCUGAUGCCAACAAGGAUUUUCAUGACAUAUGGAAAGAUAUUUAAGUUGUUAAUCAAUAGCAUUUCAUAGAAUAUUUAACAGAUAUUAGUGCACUUAUUGACAAUGACUAAGCUUUUGAGAAGUUUAUAAGAUAUGCAUGGAAAUGAAUACCAU
Messenger RNA from Paramecium octaurelia, 1602 nucleotides. NCBI's taxonomy places the organism in Eukaryota, Ciliophora, Oligohymenophorea, Peniculida, Parameciidae. The record is from the annotation of a GenBank genome assembly.